GCUGCAAUCGUCGGUUUCUUUCAAACAUUCGUUUUCUUAGUUCUGGACAGAUUCAACUGUUGGAAACUAAUUUCAACGUUCGUUCCAUAGAAGAAUGUACAAAGUCUUUGUCGUUAGCAUUUGCGUUUUUCACCUUUCCUCUGUACUCUAUGCCAUUGAGGGACCGGUGUCCUUGGAUCCUAAAAUGAAUAAACCUGAUGAGAAGAAGUUCAUUCCGACUAAAGAGUGGCAAGUUGUAGCUGAAGGCCAAGGGAUACCCCCAGGCUUGCAUGUCAGAAUUGAUAUGCAAACUGGGGUAAAAGAAGCCAAAUUGCUAGAGGAAGGAAACAAUGGAGGAAGUCCAAAUUCAGCCUUAAUGAACACAGUACCUAGUGUAGAAGAUAAAAAGGAAGAAGUCAAACCUGAGCUUGACUAUUCAGAAAUCAAAGAAGCAUUAAAAAAGAUUAAGAGUGAUGCCAAAGAAACCAGUGAAGGGAACAUCGGCAAGGGCUUUAGAACUUAUGAGGAGAUCAAAGAGGAAAUGAAGAAAAUUGAACAGAGCAUCAAAACUGAAUAUGAGAUUGUCAAGGAACUUGUUGCAAAAUAUUUGAGCACAAAAGAGGAUUUGGAACGCCAGGUCAUUCUGAGCGAUCUGGAAUUCUACGUCCACCAGUAUGACAAUGCCCAGGAUUUUGUAAAAAUGGGGGGUUUCAGUGAUGUUGUGCUCCCUGCUCUGAAUUCUACUAACAAAGAUUUACGGAGCUCUGCAGCCUUCUUAUUAGGCUCAGCUUGUCAAAGUAACCCGAAAGCCCAAAUUGCUGCAGUGGAACGAGGUGUUCUUCCUCAACUGAUCAGGCUCGUUUCCUUCGAUCCGAAUCCCGACGUCCGUAACCGUGCACUGUAUGCAAUCUCCAGUAUUAUUCGCCAUUUCCCAUUAGCCCAAAAAGACUUCAUUAACCACGGAGGAAUGACGGCCUUUGCUGAUAUCUUUCUCGCCGGCUCGGCAGAUUCCCUUAAGCUACAGUUGAAAAUCGUCACACUACUAGGCGAUAUCAUUUUGGAAAAGGACAUGGCAGCGCAGCGUUUGGAAGACUUCACUAAGGGCGGCUUGAGUGAAAGUACGAACGAGGCGGAGAAGGUCAUGUUGGCGGAAAAAUUGCGCCAAUACGAGGCGGCUGGCGUCGAGAAAAUGCUAGUCGAGCAGAACUUUUGCCGCCUAUUGCCUCGGCUUUUGACAUCCAUUGGCACUGUUGAUGAUAAACAGGCGCGCAUGGAAGAUUUGAGUUUCAUACAAGGCCGUCCUUUGAGAGAAGAACACGACGUUAUCGAGAAGGUUCUUCAAGCAAUGUUGAUUCUAGCUCGAUCAUGCCGGACGGAUUUCCAAUCUGUCCGCAACCAAAUUCAAACCUUGGGAGAAAGGUACCAGGAGUUAAAAAAUGUGGAGCAGGCCGAAAUGAGUUCGAGGACUUUAGACGGCGAAAAAGAUUCCAUAGAUUUAUACUACAGCAAAAUUCAUGACAUGUGUCAGCAAUUGUGGAUGCAAUUGCAGAAAGAUGAACUUUGAAUAUUCAAUCGUUGUAUUUACUAAAUUAAUUGUUAUAAAGGCAGACUGGUUCCUUUUUCUUACGUAAACACGACUCUUCGAUCGUGA
This is a messenger RNA of Daphnia carinata, 1630 nucleotides long. RefSeq names its product nucleotide exchange factor SIL1-like (gene Sil1). Bases 95 to 1543 code for a protein of 482 amino acids. Gene Ontology annotation, molecular function: protein binding. The record is from RefSeq and is a predicted model, not a curated record. The transcript is spliced from 5 exons. Lineage: Eukaryota; Metazoa; Arthropoda; Branchiopoda; Diplostraca; Daphniidae.